GCGUCGUCCCACCCCUGUUCCGCGGCGUCUCGACGCCGACGUCGUUGUUCAGUCCAGUGUGCGGAUGAUGCACGCGUGUAACCCGGGUGCCGUCGUGCCGCGAAAAUCCACAAUGUCGAAAAGUAAUCGACGCGUCUAUCGAUGAGAGGCGCGGAGCGUCGCGACGCCUCAUCGAACAUGUAAAUCCUGUGCUAAACGCUGGUUGGAAAAACCACAAAACAAAAAUUCGCCCCGAAAAAAUUCGAAAAUAUCAUCGACUACAAGAAAAUCAGCUCGUAUUUUGGACCAAGAUGUUUCAGCUUUAAUCCAAAGAAGCUACAUUUCAAAAACUGUCCACCGAUUGGAGAAAACCGUAACGUAAUCCCAAUGAAACAACUUAACCACUAGAAAAAGGAAGGUGCAUGGGGGGCAAUGGGUGUCGGUGCGACUGAGGGGGGGCUUCGUAGGCGAAUGCCGCUGCGACGUGUGGGUGGUGGUGUGGCAACGGGCGCCUCUGGACUUGGCGGCAGGGCCAUGCGCUACUACCGCCUCUGGAUCUACACUUGCAACACUGCACUUCUGGCCGGAGCCUUAGCAUUUUGUGGGGCCGCUGCCAGAACCGUCCUUUUCGAUUUUAGAAGGUCACUGGUGCCGUCUUUGACCUUAUACCAGCCUUCAUUCCUUUACGCUUAUCUAGCACUCGCCACGCAAGGAGGGGCCCUCCAACUUUUGGGCUGUGUGGCGGCUUUACGUCUUUCCGAAAAACUACUCAACGCCUAUUGGUUGCUUUUGCUUGUCCUGCUGUUCGGCGAUGUGGUCCUGGGCGCCUUCUGGGCGUUCAAGUUCGAACGCAUCUGCCAGGAGCUGAAGCCCACGCUGCGGAUCAGGUUUCAGCAGGAAUACGGAAGCAGCAGCGAGCUGACGGCGAUGUGGGACCGCCUCCAAGAGGAAGACUCUUGUUGUGGGGUGAGCGGUCCCAGCGAGUUCAACAGCAGUCUUCGAUGGGAGAUUCCUCCCAGUUGUUGUGUCGAGCCUCCUCCGGCCAACUCGACAAAGUGCUCCAAGACCCACACGUCUGGCUGUGACGAAAGACUUCUGGCUUACCUCAAAGCCACGGCCUCGAUUCUUGCAAUUUUGGGCUAUUGUGUGCUCGCCUUCCUCAAGCUGUGCUUCCUCGGGAUUUUGCGAUACGAAAUCCGGGAGAUGAUCCAGAAGAUCCGGAUCCUCCGGACCGAGUUGGAGUUGACCAACGCGAACGGUGCGGUUCCGGGCGCAAUCCGGGCCGAGAGUGCCGAAAGCGAACGCGAAUCGUUACUCGUGCGACCGGAAAGUGCCGCUUUACUGUCGUCGCCGCCGACGCAAACGAAAAAUCCCAACGGAAAUAAUAAUUACGAGAUGAGGGAGUAUCGCAGCCACGAGAACAUUUGACUAAAGUAUCGCCUGGAGGGCUUGUUCAAUCGCGGUCGCUGGGGCCGCGUGAAGAAAGGCCCUCUGGCUACGCCCCUCGAGGAGAUCUUCAAGCGCAAACCCAGGACGAGCAGAGUGAAGGACGACCCCUGCUGAAAACGAACUAGUGCUUUGUCUAGCUAAUGCAGUAGAGGAAAAUCACACGCAAUAAUAUUCUCAAGCCACAAGUUUUUUUUUCGCUUCUUAUCAUUCCGAUUGUACAGUGUACAUAAUAUACAGACUUUAGACUACUCAAAUAGACAGUGCAAAAACUGUGUUACAAAGACUGGUCCCUUUUUAGGAAGGAGAGACACAAGAAGGACGCUCAACUAUUGCGAGUGUGUUUAUAUGAGCUUAUUAUUAUUGUUAUAGUGCCUCGCCUUAAGUAACUUAGCUAAUAGGCCAAUCAAACUAGAAUUUAAUUAAUGAAAAUUUGUCCAGUUUGAUUGGCUUAUAAAAGUCGAAGUGCAUUCUGGUCUAAUAAAAGUUCAAGUUUGCGUUUCCAUUUUAAAAGGGACGAUUUUUUCCCUCGCAUGCCUUCGAUAUUAUCUGAUCUCGCAGUUCAGUUCAUGAAUGAAAAACCGGCCAGUCGUAAAUAACGAGCUGUGGCGGCCGACCAAGUUGCCAAUAGAUCCUUGACGGAUCGUCCUGAAGCCGGAGCGCAAAAACCGACAAAGUUUAAGAUAUUUCCAAGUCAUUUUAGAUAAAUUCCCAAUGACAUCUUUUCACUUCUUUUGAAGUCGAGUCAAUUAAGCAAAAAGCGUACCGGCUAAUUCUAAUUAAUAGACCUAAUAAUACUUUAAUUGAAAUACGCAGUAAUUUAUGACACACUAAAAAACAAACACUUAUUACAGCUUAUUAGAGCGUUCUAAGUAAGGUAAAGUACAAAGCCGUUUUAUAUGAUGCGUAGUCUUUAGUAAAACCUUGUAUCAUAAUUAGACUAACAUUAAACCAACACUAAAAGUAAAGGAAAAUCGCGUUUAAUAAAACUAAAAUGCCUAGAGUUAGAAGAGCUAUAACCGUAUCUUAUUAAACUUAUAUUCUAACUGUAAUUUAAACCAACUGUAAAUUUCUAGAUCAUAAUUCAAAUGAACCAAUCGAACACCAAAUAGUUAUAAAUCUAAUCGCUGUUAGUGUUAAAGGGACGAUUUAUUAUAACGAACGCGCAAAUAAAUCAUCGCUCUUUAAAUUAGAUGUCAUAAUAAAAAUAUCCCUUAAUCGCAAUGCAACUGCGUCGGCCGUUUCACUCCAAAACCAAGAAAAAUAAUCUCUAGACCAAUAAAUAAAAUUUAUCGACCUUGUUUAAGCUUCCCGAUUGAUUGGCGCCAUCUAGUGCGCGUUAGAUUUAAUGUAUCAUUGUUAAAAGAGCUAUUUCAUGUUAAUACACAUGUACAAGAUAACAAAUGAUGUAUAUAUCUAUUUAAUAAAGUGUAUUGUUAGUA
Messenger RNA from Tribolium castaneum (red flour beetle), 2867 nucleotides. Its product is annotated as tetraspanin-1. The record is from RefSeq and is a predicted model, not a curated record. The transcript has 5 exons. Gene Ontology annotation, cellular component: plasma membrane. NCBI's taxonomy places the organism in Eukaryota, Metazoa, Arthropoda, Insecta, Coleoptera, Tenebrionidae. Bases 412 to 1407 code for a protein of 331 amino acids.